Molecule: messenger RNA, 882 nt
Organism: Cladophialophora immunda
Lineage: Eukaryota; Fungi; Ascomycota; Eurotiomycetes; Chaetothyriales; Herpotrichiellaceae
Exons: 3
Coding region: 117-362 (81 amino acids)
Biological process (GO): translation; protein-RNA complex assembly
Cellular component (GO): cytosolic large ribosomal subunit; ribosome
Molecular function (GO): structural constituent of ribosome
Source: RefSeq, a predicted model, not a curated record
AAGCAGCCCGUACGGAAACUGCGAUUGGGAACUGUCUCAGCGAGUUCAAGUCGACAACGCACCACCUCAUCUUUGUCGUUCACAUUGCCCCUCGCCGACCACACAGGUCCUUCAAGAUGCCUUCCGAAGUCACGGAUAUCAAGCAAUUCCUCGAAAUUGCCCGCAGAAAGGAUGCCAAAGGCGCGCGCCUCAAGAAAUCCCCCAAGUCAAAGGACAUCAAGAUGAAGAUCCGGUGCAAGCGGUACCUGUACACCCUCAUCCUCAAGGACUCCGACAAAGCAGACAAGAUCAAGCAGAGUCUCCCACCUACGAUGCCCUUCACUGAAAUCGGCAAGAAGAACAAGAAGCCCAAGAAGAACUAAAAGUCUUUUGUUACAAGAAAGCUCGCAUCAAGUGGCCGGAAGGGUAGGAGAACCGUGGAAGGCAACCACAGCCAGAGCGACGGCAGAAAAGAAUUGUUUCCGUUUUCCUAUGACCGAUUACUGAAACGCAAAUCAACAAAAUGGGCUGGUGAGAGUAUGGAGUGUCUAGGCUUUGUAAUGACACGAUACAAGAUCAAACGAAUUGAACUAGACAUGACCGAAAGGGCCAAGGGCAUCGCAUUGCCGUCCUGUUGGGAAGUCAGAGGAUCAGUGCGGGAUGGAUGGCUUGUCGAGGAUGCAUUGAUGGCUAGCUAGGUAGUCAGGCACGGACGUGACGGUUCGACCUAGUUAGAACGAAAGAGAUCACCCUCCAUCAUCCUUGGAAUUUCACACAACACCCGGACUCUCGGUGGGACAGGACAAAGGCGUAGAAAAUCACACGUCUAAAGUUGUCUACACACGGAGCACGAAAGACCCGAGGACUCUGCUCGUAAUCGCCGCUCGUAUCCGUCCUUUUCUA